GAUAACAUUAUGAUUAAUAUUGAAGAAGAAAAUCCUGAGGACCAGCAUGCAACUAUCCAACAAAUGUUAGAAGUACUAUUGGAGGAUUUUGUUCAGGAGUGCGACCAAUCAGAAGAUAGUUCUAGCAAUGAUAAUCACUCAGAUGAAUCUACAAGUGAAAAAAAGUUUCAACUAAAAAACUCUAAGCGGCGACAAGGCAGAGGACGACCUCCAGGUACCAAGAAAAUUAAAGCAUCACAUGAAAAUCCUGGUACUACCAAAAAAAAAGAACUUGCAAAAAAUGCGGUG
Molecule: messenger RNA, 288 nt
Organism: Dentiscutata erythropus
Lineage: Eukaryota; Fungi; Glomeromycota; Glomeromycetes; Diversisporales; Gigasporaceae
Source: the annotation of a GenBank genome assembly